AUGGCUCGUUUGGUGUUGCAAAGUGUAAUUUUCAGUGAUGCCUGUAGAAAGGAUUUGCGAGAAACGCGUAAUUUGCGUAGGAUUGCUCGGUACGCCGAUAAAGCACUUGCUAUGAGUGAUGACGAAUUUAAGCGAAAUGAUCGUGUCACCAAGGCAUUGUUCCAUAAUUUAUAUCAAGAGCUAAAACCCUUGAUGCAAGCUCCUAAAAGAAGAAGUGAUAUCAGUACAAAAUACAAGAUACUAAUAGCACUUUCAUUCUAUGCAACUGGCAGCUACCAACGCCUAGUAGGAUGUUCACUAGGUACUCCCAUGUCGCAGCAAUCAGUAUCUCGGGCAUUGAAGGAUGUGACAGCAGCAUUGAAUCACCCGACAAUCCUGCAUAAAUACAUAAAAUUUCCUCAAACUGUUCCAGAACGCAAUGUUAUUAAAAGAAGGUUUUAUGAAAAAUUUCGCAUUCCUGGAGUAAUAGGAUGCAUAGAUGGAACCCAUGUGGCAAUAGUACGUCCUGCUGAAAAUGAAGAAAGAUAUUUUAACAGAAAACAUUUCCAUUUAAGAAAUGUAUUAAUAUUCUUGGAGAAAGAAGAAAAAGUAGCGUUCAAAUUAUCGCCUAAAGAUGGCCCAAAAUCGUCAGCACUGAGGAGGCUGUCCGAGGAAGAGGAAAGAGAAAAAUAA
Molecule: messenger RNA, 672 nt
Organism: Amyelois transitella
Lineage: Eukaryota; Metazoa; Arthropoda; Insecta; Lepidoptera; Pyralidae
Product: putative nuclease HARBI1
Exons: 4
Coding region: 1-672 (223 amino acids)
Source: RefSeq, a predicted model, not a curated record